This is a messenger RNA of Nothobranchius furzeri (turquoise killifish), 3609 nucleotides long. The record is from RefSeq and is a predicted model, not a curated record. Lineage: Eukaryota; Metazoa; Chordata; Actinopteri; Cyprinodontiformes; Nothobranchiidae.
CCUCAGUUAUGUAUUUCUGAGUUUCAUCAAAUAAAUGAGAAAUUCCAGCGGGACGCUGGAUGUGCAAACCCAAGCUGGGUGUUCAGAAGACCAUGUGUAGGAAGUGAGAGACGAUGAUGGAAGGGAAAGGUCCAUAUCGCAUCUAUGAUCCUGGUGGGAGUGAGGUCAAAUCCAGAGAUGAGACUGUUGGGAGUAGCAGUUAUCGACAGUUGCUGGAGGAGAACAGUAUGCUGAGGGAGAGGAUGAAGGGACUUAAGAGCUUAGGUGAUUUGCUGGAGGAGUCUCAGUCAGAGGCGUCAAGGCUUCGUCAGCGAGUGGAGGAACUGGUGAAAGACAAUGAAGCCUUAAAGUCGUCCAGUUUUGCUGCCAGUCUGUAUAUGGGAGGGCCGGUUCAGACCGAGACACAGAACAAACCUUGUUUACACUCAACUGCUGAGAAAGAGGAGCAGACGAGCUGUUUAGGGCAGACCCUUCAGCCCGAGAGGUCCAAUGAGGUCUUAUCAGAAUUUGAUGCAGUGAAUAUGGAGGGAAAGAACUCUGAUGCCUUGACGGCUGGGUUAGAGGCAAGAGUGACUCCCCAACUUCCUGUGGAGAACAAUGAGCUGGCGAGUGAGCUGAAGAGGCUCGAGAGUUCCUUCAGCAUAUUCGCAGAGGAGUCCAACCCGAACCAGCUCCUAGCUCAUCUGGGCCGCAUGGCUGUGGAGUUUCACCACCUUUCCUCUAAGGUCCAAAGGAACGAGCAGAGGACCUCCCUCUUACAGACUCUCUGUGAGCAGCUGAGACAAGAAAACAAUGAGCUUCGAAAUAAAAUGGAAGAAGACCAUGACAUCAGGAAUCGAGACUUGGAGCAGCUGAGACAGGAGAACCAGAAACUUAAGGAGCUAGUCACAGGAGGUGUGGCAGUGGCAUCGACUGUGUAUCCAUCAGACACAAAGACUCCAGAGACCAAAGAUGAGACGGUGAGAGAAGAAUUGCCUGCUGUACGACCUAAGAUGGAAGCUGCCAUGCCUCAGAAGAGUGGAAAAUCUGUUGAGAGAAACCCAGCUAAACCAUGUGACAUAGAGGUGUAUGAAAAGAAGAUCAAGCUUUUGGAGAAGCAGAGAAAGGAUGUUCUGGAGGUAAACAAGCAGUGGGACAUUCAGUGGAACUCUAUGAAGUCACAGUUUGAACAAAAGAUCACAGACCUCAGGCAUCGACUGGCCGAAUCACAGAAAACUGUGGUGGAGCUGGAGGCUGAGCGAGAGCAGAGGCAGCGCGACUACGACAAAAAGCUACUGCUGGCUAAGUCCAAGAUUGAAAAUGUGCAGGUGAGAAAAGACCCUGGAAGAAAGGGAGAGAAAGAGUGUUUAAACUCAGAGACCACUGAACUGAAGCAGAAGAUUCGCUACCUGCAGGAUCAGCUGCUGCCCCUUAGCAAACAGAGGGAGUAUCAGGAGAAAGAGAUCCAGCGCUUAAACAGGGCCUUAGAGGAAGCCUUAAACCUACACACCCCUUCAUCCUCCCAACAACCUCCUGGCCAGGGGAACUUUGCAGAUGCAACCAAUAACCUUAGAAAACAGGAACUUCUCACUCAAAUCGCUGUGCUAAAAGAACAGGUAAAAAUCUUCGAGGAGGAUUUUAGAAAAGAACGCAGCGACAGGGAGCGAAUGAAUGAGGAGAAGGAGGAUUUGAGGAGGCAAGUUGAGAGACUUCAGGGCCAGAUUACCAAUUUGACAAAUCAGCUGCAUCAGGCACAGAACGAGUGUCAGAGAGAACGCACGGAGAGAUGUAAGCUGGAGAGACUACAGAUGCAGCAUCACAAACAGGGGCAGCAGCAAGAAAGACGAACCUCAGACCCCACGUCAGGCUCAGUGAAUGGCCCGCUGAGCCCUCCCUACUGUGGUCCCUUUGUGCAGGUGGGAACGCAGGGGCUUGAAGGUUGGCCCAUACACUUCCCGCCCCGGAUGCCCAAUGCAGCAGGCGCCACAACAGCAGCCGCGGCGUCAGCAGCACCACCUCCUGCUCGAGACAUCCAGCCUGUUACCCCGAUACUUUUUGGCAGGAACAAAUUUGUCCCUCAUUCUUCAUUCGGGGUUUUCCCUGGCAGAUGUCAGUCCCGCAACCACGAGGGUCCAGAGCAGUAGGAGAGAGUUUAAGACCACCGCCACCAGAGAAUGCAGAUUCAGCAGCAACAGGGUUUGGAAAAAGGGAGAGACAGAACGUAGACCCUGGAAAGCACUAAAGCAUCACUGUACACCCCACCAUCCCAAUGUCUGGGUCUGGGUAGUAGCAUGAAAUUGUUUUUUUUUUUUUUUUUUGAGUUGACAAGGCGUGAUUAAUAUAUAAUUUUCCUACUGAACUGUAAAUAUACUAUUGUUGUUUAUACUUGCGUUUUAUAAGGCUAUUUGUGAAACACUUGGCUAUUCUGAAUAUACAUAUAGAUAUGUAAAUUUUUUUAAAUCAGAAACUUCAGUCAUUUUUAGGUGGGUUGGAUUAAUAAUUGCCAUUACUUAUUUUUUUGUUUUUACUUCCACAAAUUAUACUAAUGUAAUUGUUUCUGUGAGUCCAUAACAACUUAAUCCUUACCUUUGUUCCUUGUAGGGUUACAGAAAGCCAUCCCCCGAUGCAUCUAAGACAAUGUGCGCAUUCCAGCAGUGAAUGAUUAUAUAGGUACACUGAUCAUAGAACUUAACAAUGUGAAUGUCAAUUAAUUUCUGAGGAUUUCUGCAGUGCCAUCAAUGUUCUAGAGCUGUCUAAAUAGGUGUAACUGUUCAAAAGUGGUUGUUGAAAAACAAAAAUUUGGAGAAAUUUAUCUUGAUGGUAUCAUACCAAAAACUUGAUUGUGAUUACUAAUAAUUUAUUUAUAACCUGCUGUUUUUGAUAGUUGCAUUCAGUAUGUGUUAAUCAUUGUCUUUAGUAAUGCUGUUCUUUCUUUGUUGUUGUAAUCCCAAUAUAUUGUAGCUAUUGACAUGGUAUGUUUGUAUUAGACACAAAACGAGGCACAUUUUCCUUUUCCCCAUGAUGAUGGACCUAUACUCAUUAAUCAACACCUCUACUCGGUUUGAAAAUGCAUUCUAAUAUUUUUAGUCAUCUUUCUGCAUCCUGUACAACAUGAAGAGGUUCCAGCACCAAUCAGGAGGAAGCAGUCAGAAGAUCUGUGGUAAAAUUCCUGAAGAGAAAAACCUCUCAGAUGUUUGGCUUUGCUUUCUGCCUCCAUCAACAACCAGCAAUUCAUGUCGUGGGAGGAGGUUAACAUGCCAAAUACUAUAACACAAUAUAACAUCUUGUAAUGAUUUGUUUGUUUUUGAAAAGGGUCAAUCAGAUUUUAGAACUCCAGACUUGCUCUUUUUUUUUAAAUUUCCUGUAUUUUAAUUUUGUCAAAUGAAGGGCUUCAAAAUGUGUGGAUAGAAUUUUAUUGGGAAAAUGCUUGAUUUUUAGAAAACUGUUAGGGAAGAAAAACCUGAUUGAGGGCUGAGGUGAGACGUAAGCUGAGUUGCACUUUGAAAGGUAUGCUGUAAUUUCUGACAGUUGUAAUUUCCUGGUUUAUAGCCUUUUUGUUUUUGCUGUUAGCAAAAAGCACAUGUAAAACUUUUUGUAAUUGACGGGCCUAAUAAAUUUAUUCUAAAUGUC